Molecule: messenger RNA, 1894 nt
Organism: Cucurbita pepo subsp. pepo (vegetable marrow)
Lineage: Eukaryota; Viridiplantae; Streptophyta; Magnoliopsida; Cucurbitales; Cucurbitaceae
Product: calcium-dependent protein kinase 11
Biological process (GO): protein phosphorylation
Molecular function (GO): protein kinase activity; ATP binding; calcium ion binding
Source: RefSeq, a predicted model, not a curated record
AGGAGAAAGGACAAAUUUGUUUCAAUCCCUCUUGUUUCCACAAUUUAAUGCUCCUACGAUCCUCCCUCAAGUUACAAUCGACAAUGGCGUCCCAAAUUUCCGACACCCAGAAUCAAUAACCGUACCAAAUCAAUCGUAGCUAAGAACACGAUUCAUCCCCGAUCAUCACAACCAAAUUUGUUCACAUUUCUCAUCUGGGUUCGAUGGAGAAGCGAAUCAAAGCCUCCCAAUCGUCGUCCACGAGGAUCUCCACUUCGGUUUUGCCGUAUCAGACACCCAGGCUCAGAAAUCAUUACCUUCUCGGGAAGAAACUUGGGCAGGGUCAAUUUGGAACCACGUAUCUCUGUACCCAUCGAGCCACCGGCGACCUUUACGCCUGCAAAUCAAUCCCCAAACGGAAGCUCACGUGCAAGGAGGAUUAUGAGGAUGUUUGGAGGGAGGUUCAGAUCAUGCACCAUUUGUCCGAACAUGCUCAUAUUGUUCAGAUCAAGGGGACUUACGAGGAUUCUGUGUUUGUGCAUUUGGUGAUGGAGCUUUGUGCCGGUGGAGAGCUUUUUGAUAGGAUUUUGCUAAAGGGUCAUUACAGCGAGAGAGAAGCGGCUAAGCUUAUCAAGAUUAUUGUUGGAGUCGUCGAGAAUUGCCACUCUCUUGGGGUUAUGCAUAGGGAUCUCAAGCCUGAGAACUUUCUGUUCGAUAACCCAAGCGAAGAUGCUAAGCUUAAGACCACGGAUUUUGGGCUCUCUGUUUUUUACCAGCCAGGACAAUCGUUCUCUGAUGUCGUUGGAAGCCCCUAUUAUGUUGCCCCUGAAGUGCUCCGUAAGCACUAUGGGCAUGAGGUUGAUGUAUGGAGUGCAGGUGUUAUCCUUUACAUCUUAUUGAGUGGUGUUCCACCUUUUUGGGCAGAAACUGAUUCAGGGAUCUUCAGACAGAUUUUGUACGGUAAGCUAGAUUUCAACUCUGAUCCAUGGCCCAACAUUUCAGAUAGUGCUAAAGAUUUAAUUAGGAAAAUGCUCGAAAGGGAUCCAAAGGAGAGAAUCUCUGCCCAUGAAGUUCUUUGUCACCCAUGGAUUGUAGAUGACACAGUUGCCCCUGACAAGCCUAUCGACUCUGCAGUUUUGUCUCGGCUAAAGCAGUUCUCUGCAAUGAAUAAGCUGAAGAAGAUGGCUCUACGUGUCAUAGCAGAACGACUGUCUGAAGAGGAAAUUGGUGGCUUGAAGGAAUUGUUUAAAAUGAUCGACACUGAUAACAGUGGCUCAAUAACAUUUGAAGAGCUUAAAGAGGGGUUGAAAAAAGUGGGCUCUGAACUCAUGGAAUCUGAUAUCAAGUCUCUUAUGGAGGCGGCUGAUAUAGACAACAGUGGAACCUUAGACUAUGGUGAAUUCCUUGCAGCUACAUUGCACCUAAAUAAGAUCGAGCGAGAGGAUAAUUUAGUCGCGGCCUUCUCCUAUUUUGACAAAGAUGGCAGUGGUUAUAUCACCACUGAUGAGCUUCAACAGGCUUGCAAGGACUUCGGUUUGGGCGAUGUUCAUUUGGAUGAGAUAAUCAAUGAAAUUGAUCAAGAUAAUGAUGGUCGUAUCGACUAUGAGGAGUUUGCUGCAAUGAUGAGGAAGGGCGACGGGGGCGUCGGGAGAAGUAGAACUAUGAGAAACAACUUGAACUUGAACUUGGCCGACGCGUUUGGAAUAAAAGACAAAUCGUUAGCAAACUGACAGGGGGAUGAUGCUGCUGCCUAGGUUAUGUAAUUUGUAUAGUUGGCUAACUGUUCAAGUGCAGAAAAUACAUCCCAUAGCUUCAUGAUGAUGAGCUUUUGAUUUUGAUUUUGAAUUUUGCUUUAAAUUAUGCCUUAUCUAUUCUUUAAGUUCUUUAAUGAGAGGACUUUGAAUUUUCCUGACAU